Mucor mucedo is the source of this 1011-nucleotide messenger RNA. RefSeq lists its product as uncharacterized. Gene Ontology annotation, cellular component: transcription regulator complex; PcG protein complex. NCBI's taxonomy places the organism in Eukaryota, Fungi, Mucoromycota, Mucoromycetes, Mucorales, Mucoraceae. The record is from RefSeq and is a predicted model, not a curated record. Bases 1 to 1011 code for a protein of 336 amino acids. Gene Ontology annotation, molecular function: DNA-binding transcription factor activity, RNA polymerase II-specific; RNA polymerase II cis-regulatory region sequence-specific DNA binding. The transcript is spliced from 2 exons. Gene Ontology annotation, biological process: regulation of transcription by RNA polymerase II.
AUGAUAAAUGAGGUAUCGAAAGAGUCAACGUUUCUUGUGACGAAUGCGUCAGGAAGACAUAUUAACAUAUUAAAUGAUCAUGAAAAACAAGUGGAAUCAACGAGUCCAGUGAGCUCGGAAGUAUCAGAUGAGCUGAUGAAUGAUGGAUUUUCGUCUUCGUCGUCGUCUAAGAGGAAAUACCAUUGUUCAGAACCUGGAUGCACCAAGAGUUUCACCACUAGUGGACAUUUAGCCAGACAUAACCGCAUCCACACAGGCGAAAAGAACUUUCCUUGCCUAUUUCCUGGGUGUCAAUCACGUUUUUCUCGUCAGGAUAAUAUGAUGCAACAUUACCGUACUCAUAUGUCACCAAAAUCAAGAAGAACACAAAAGAAAGUUGUUUCAGAAGACCUUCAUCCUCGACCACGAUUACAUGCUCAUCAACGGAUUCGGUCUGAUCCUUAUCGAGUGGAGAGACCAUUAACAAUUGAUCAGCAUUUAAACAACUAUCGUAGAUCCUUACUGUCUCAUCCAAUUGACCGUAUUGCCUCUUCUGUAAAAUAUAAUAUGCCAACUCCCUUGGGCUCUGUUGCUGCCUCUCAUAUGCAAAAACAGCAGCAGCAACAACAACAACAACAACAACAGAGGAUUACAAACACAUCCUAUCCACAAGAAGAAGAGGACGAAGAAGACGAAGACGAGGACAUUGUAUCACCCACUUCAUCAAUCAUUUCAUCCGAAAUCAUAUUCUAUCAACACAAGCCAUUGACUUUCUCCACUGAAAAUAGCUCAUCCUUGCCUUUUACAUUACUACACCCAACUCGGGUGCAAUCAACCACAUCACCUUCAUCCACAGCACCACACACUCCCGCCAAAGAAAAUACCACUCCUCCAUCAUCCUUCAUUUCCCCUGCCACUACUACUGACAUCAUUCACAAUGCCGCCACUACUACCACUCCUCCGUCAUCAUCAUCGUCCUCUUCACAAGCAGGCUUAUUACAGCUUGCUCAUAUCGUUAGCACAUUUGGCUAA